GUGCGGCCAACACUGGGCCCAUCACACGAAUUUGUAUGGCGAGCCUACAGGUUUCAAACACUGUAGCAGUUUUGUUUCACAAAGAUAAGUGCCCAACCACCGUUGCAGAAGCUGCCGAGGUCUUUGCAACGAUUGGUGAUGUGGCGCGGUUGGAUAUGUCCUUGGGGACGACAGUUGGGCUCCUUUUUGUGACCUUCUACGAUGUGCGCGUGGCCCAGCGGGUCGUGCAGCACACAAAACCCUUUGCUUGGCCUGCCCAGGCAGGGAUGGAUGAUUUCCGUGCGGUGAGUUGGUCAAGCUCCCAGUUUGCAAAUCUUCCACGGCAGGAGAGAGGCUUCGAGAGGUUUGGUGAGAUUGCACGGAUUUUUAGCUGCGGCGGUGACAUCAUCAUUGAAUUCUAUGAUAUGCGCGCCGAGUGGCCGCUCCUGGUGGUGGCGCCGUCCUCCUUGCGCUUCGUGUGGCGGGAUCAGGCCGCCCAGUGGCUGCCCCACCUAGUGGGGGAUGAUGGGCAGGACGUGCACGUCGUGAGGAACAGCAAAGACAAGGUCUGCAAAUCGGCGAAACUCGUGGUCUGUACCUAUGACCUGCUCCGGCGCUGUGAACGCCUGCGACGUCGCAGUGACGGUCGUGACUACCUGGUUGUCGUUGUGGAUGAAUCUCAGAGUAUCAAGGAAUCCACGAGUCAGAGGACUAAGGUUGUUGUUGGCAUUUGCAAAGCAGCACGUCGUGUGGUUCUCCUGAGUGGCACUCCAGCGGUGAAUCGAGCCUCAGAGCUCUACACACAGCUGGAGGCACUGAUGCCGUCGGAGAUGCCAAGUUUUUCGCAGUUCGCUGAGCGCUACAGCUACAAGCAGACCCUGCGCUUCGGUGGCCGCACCACGGUGAAAUGGAACGGUGCCCAGCGCCCUGCAGAACUCAACAGUCUUCUGGGCUCGGUGAUGAUCAGGCGGUUGAAAAAGGAUGUGUUGCAGCAGCUGCCAGCCAAGCGGAGGAUGAAGGUCCCCUUGGAUCCAGAGAGCAUCAAUCAGGAGAGUUGCAGCAAUCAGACGAGAGCAUUUCCUCGCUUCAAGAAACACGCGCCGGUAGAAGAUUUUAGAGGCUUCGGACCCCAUCAAAGAUGA
This is a messenger RNA of Durusdinium trenchii, 1121 nucleotides long. Lineage: Eukaryota; Dinophyceae; Suessiales; Symbiodiniaceae. The record is from the annotation of a GenBank genome assembly.